AUGGCGAGCCCAGUAUAUACCUUGACGUCCUCGAACGCCAACCCGCCUCAAAACAAGACGAUCCUCAUCACCGGUGGAGCCAGUGGUAUUGGUCUCGCAACAGCACUAUAUCUCCACACACCACAAUGCAAGAACAACGUCAUUGUCUUAGACCGAGCACCCUCGCCGCCUUCAAUCGACGAGUUGACCAAAUCGCCACGCUAUCUUUACGUCCAGAGCGACAUCUUGAACUGGGCAUCCCAACGUGAUGCUUUCGCCCGCGGGGCUGACAAGUUCGGCCGCAUCGACGCUGUUUUUGUCAAUGCUGGACUAGCAGAGAUCGGGGAGCAAAUAUGGACAGAUGUCUACGACUCUCAAGGUAAACUACAGGAACCGAACCGAGCAACCAUCGACGUCGACAUCCGAGCUCUGGGAGACACUUUAAAGCUAGCCAUGUACCACCUCCGCAACGACUCUAAGCCCAACGAAAAGAAAGGCUCCGGCAAAGGCCAAGGCGGAAGCAUCGUCAUGACAGCUUCCUUAGCAGGCUACCUCGCCUCCGCCGGUGCACCGCUCUACUCAGCCGCCAAACACGGCGUCGUAGGCCACAUGCGCGCCCUCAAAAACGACUGCGCCAAAGCCGGAAUCGCCAUCUCCGUCAUCGCGCCAGGCAUAACUCUCACGAAUAUCAUUCUUGGCCGUCGCGAUGGACAGAGCUUGGAGGACUGGGGCAAAGACAUGGCUUCGAGAGGCGUGCCGAUUAAUGAUGCCGAGACGAUUGCGCUCACGGUUGCGAAUCUUAUGGGUCAGGGACUGAAGGCUAAUGGGAGUGGGGUGUUGAUCCAGGCGAAUAAGUGUCAGGAACUUGAGGGUGGGAUUGCGAAGACAAGGGGGCAGUGGAUGGGGAAGGAGAUGCUGGAGUUGUUCAGGGGUGGGAGGAAUGCUCCUCUCUUCCCCAAUAAGCUGUAA
Molecule: messenger RNA, 948 nt
Organism: Zasmidium cellare ATCC 36951
Lineage: Eukaryota; Fungi; Ascomycota; Dothideomycetes; Mycosphaerellales; Mycosphaerellaceae
Exons: 2
Coding region: 1-948 (315 amino acids)
Cellular component (GO): cytoplasm
Molecular function (GO): oxidoreductase activity, acting on the CH-OH group of donors, NAD or NADP as acceptor
Source: RefSeq, a predicted model, not a curated record